Molecule: messenger RNA, 2173 nt
Organism: Schistocerca americana (American grasshopper)
Lineage: Eukaryota; Metazoa; Arthropoda; Insecta; Orthoptera; Acrididae
Product: luciferin 4-monooxygenase
Exons: 10
Coding region: 368-1963 (531 amino acids)
Biological process (GO): long-chain fatty acid metabolic process; fatty-acyl-CoA biosynthetic process
Molecular function (GO): long-chain fatty acid-CoA ligase activity
Source: RefSeq, a predicted model, not a curated record
CCCAUGUGACCAUGUAGGAAUGGACUUUAACAGGCACAACAUGAGCUUCUCCAGUCGGGAAGCACGCUGAUAGGAACAGUACCACAGUGUGAGUUAACACUUGACAACAGUUCAGUGCUGCCGGGUGACGUCACGGUAACCUAUAGGAGCUGCGAAUCACAACAGACACGCUCACAACCAAAGAAAACCGGGUGUUCCUACAACAUAUUCUCAACCGAGAAACGCAGCGCAGUUGGCCAUGGCCCUGGAGUUGGCAUAGCUCCACAUUCCUAUCGGGAGCUUCCACAACUUCACUGACUCUCCUCCUGCACGUCUUGCAGCGGUCAGGGCUGCAAAAGUUGUUUAUUCAGAAUUGCGUAAGGAAGCCAUGCAUACAAGGAAUAUUAUUCAAGGACCUUCGGAAUUCCAGCCGGUGCCACAGUGUUCUCUUGGCCAACACCUUUAUGAACGGUUACAGCUCCAUGGUGGUAAUGUUGCUCAGGUGAAUGCUGUGACUGGAGAAACUAGAACUUUUUCAGAGAUUUUGAAAAGAAGCUUGAGCCUGGCAGACAGUCUACGAACAAUAGGCAUUAAGUCUGGAGAUGCACUUAGCAUAUUAAGUGAAAACUCUCUUGAUUUUUGCUUACCAGUUCUGGCAGCUCUAUACAUGGGUGUUGCAUGUGCACCCCUAAAUCCCACAUAUACUGAAAGAGAAAUGAUGCAUGCACUGAAUAUAUCAAAACCAAAAGUUGUAUUUUGCUCAGAAGCAACAGUUCAGGCACUGGAAAAUGUUGCAAAAGAACUAAGUUUUAUAAAGCACAUAGUAGUUUUUGGAAAUAUUGUUUGUCACAGAUACAUUCCAUUCUCCACUCUUGUCAGAGACACAUCUCUGUGUUUUAAGCCUGUUAAGGUAAAUCCGAGAGAACAAGUGGCUUGUAUACUUUGCUCAAGUGGAACCACUGGACUACCUAAGGGAGUUAUGCUUACUCAUUCCAACAUCUUGCAUUCAGUCAAUCAUUUAAGAGAUCCAAGAUAUGGUAAUUUGACGUCAGAAAUUACACACCUUGGAUUGUUGCCAUUUUUCCAUGCAUAUGCCUUCAUCUAUCAGAUAGGAAAUUUUUGUGCUGGUUCAAAAUGUGUAGUGAUGCCAAAAUUUGAUGAGGUACUUUUUCUGAAGGCGAUACAGGACCACAAGGUGACAAGACUUACACUCGUACCCCCAUUGCUUGUGUUCCUUGCUAAACAUCCAAUGGUUAGCCAAUAUGAUCUGUCCUCUUUGACUGACAUAAAAUGUGGAGCUGCUCCUAUAAGCAGAGAAAUCCAGGAACAAGUGACAAAACGACUUGGAAUAAAUAAUAUCAGGCAGGGCUAUGGCAUGACAGAGACAACUCUGGCUUCACUGAUGACACCAAGUGGAGAAAAUAAAUAUGGAUCAUCUGGCAUAGUUGUACCUUCAACUGAAGUGAAGGUUAUUGAUGUGGAAACGGGAGUUGCUCUUGGACCAUACCAGAAAGGAGAGCUUUGUUUCAAGGGUCCAAUAAUUAUGAAAGGAUACUGUGGUGAUAAUGCUGCCACAGGAGAAACAAUUGAUAGUGAAGGAUGGCUUCAUACUGGUGACAUAGGUUAUUUUGACAGUGAUAAAUAUUUUUUUAUUGUUGACAGAGUUAAGGAGCUAAUAAAGUACAAAGGCUUUCAGGUACCACCAGCAGAGCUGGAGGCUGUACUACUAUCACAUCCAAAAAUAAAAGAUGCUGCAGUUACAUCAGUACCAGAUGUAGAGGCUGGUGAACUUCCUUUGGCAUAUGUUGUCAAACAGCAGGGUGUAUCAUUAACAGAAGAGGAGGUUAUAUCAUUUGUAGCUGGUUUGGUUUCACCUCAGAAACGUUUACGUGGUGGUGUAAGAUUUGUUAACGCUAUCCCAAAAACUGCAAGUGGAAAAAUUUUGAGACGUCUUUUGAAGGACAUAACAGUUUCCAAACUAUGAUUCAUUAUAUGCCAUGAUCAUAACAAUUUUUCAUGGGAUGCUUUAGCUGUCAAAGGUUUGCAGCACCCAACAUAGUUCAUCAUUGUCAGGGUCAAUGACAUUUAGCUAUGAAAUCAUAAUACUUUGAUUAAUAAGAGUAAUCAACAGUGUAUUUACCAGUCAUAAAUACUUAUCAUAUGCACUUGUGAAAUAAAAGGAUAUAUAAUCUUA